Molecule: messenger RNA, 3845 nt
Organism: Dipodomys spectabilis (banner-tailed kangaroo rat)
Lineage: Eukaryota; Metazoa; Chordata; Mammalia; Rodentia; Heteromyidae
Gene: Armh3
Product: armadillo like helical domain containing 3
Exons: 27
Coding region: 177-2264 (695 amino acids)
Biological process (GO): regulation of Golgi organization
Cellular component (GO): cytosol
Source: RefSeq, a predicted model, not a curated record
UAGGACCCGGCGUGGCGCGGCCGACGGGGGAAGGGUCGCGGAGGUCGGGAGCGCGCCCGCCCGUGAACUCCGAGCCGUGGCGCCGUCGGUGUUGUCGGGAGCGAGCGGGCCCGGGAGCGGCGCGGGUAAUAGAGGAGGAGCCGGGGGCUGGUGCUGGGGAUGGAACCUAGGACCACAUGCUAGGCUCUUUAACCAUGGCACAAGUAGAAAAACGGGGAGGUUUGCUCCGGAAAUCUUCAGCCUCCAAAAAACCACUAAAGGAAAAAGUGGUACUGAUGUAUGAUGAGAUCUUCAUGACAGAGGAUCCAAGUAAGUGCAGUCCUCGUUUUUGGGAGGAACUCUUUCUCAUGAAGGUGAAUUUAGAUUAUCUAGAAGGCAAGCUGGAAUCACUUGAUGGUGAGGAAUUAAUGAAGAUCAAGGAUAAUAUAAAUAGUUUGUUUCAACACUGCAUCCAGGCUUUGGGAGAGGAGCAUCCAAUUCGAGUUGUCAAUGCAUUGCAGACAUUGUGUGCACUUAUUCGAGGAGUUCACCAAAAGAAUAAAUCUACUUCUGGGUUUGACAUUAUCAACAUGCUGAUGGGCUUUGACAAGGCAGAGCUGUGCAUGAAGAACUUGAUGGAGAGUUUGGAUUCAUUGCUUUGUGCAGAAGGUUCUGAAAGUCUGAAGAGCUUAUGUCUGAAACUUCUUCUUUGUUUAGUGACGGUUACAGACAACAUUAGCCAGAACACUAUCCUGGAAUAUGUAAUGAUCAACAGCAUUUUUGAAGCAAUUUUACAGAUACUUUCCCAUCCCCCAAGUCGCAGGGAGCAUGGAUAUGAUGCUGUUGUCCUCUUGGCUUUGCUGGUAAACUACAGAAAGUAUGAGUCUGUGAAUCCUUAUAUUGUGAAGCUGUCUAUCGUGGAUGAUGAGGCUACACUCAAUGGAAUGGGGCUUGUGAUUGCUCAAGCUUUGUCUGAAUACAACAGGCAGUAUAAAGACAAAGAAGAAGAACACCAGAGUGGUUUUUUCUCUGCUUUAACAAAUAUGGUGGGCAGCAUGUUCAUAGCGGAUGCCCAUGAGAAAAUUUCAGUACAAACCAAUGAGGCCAUUCUUCUGGCACUUUAUGAAGCUGUUCAUUUAAAUCGCAACUUCAUCACAGUAUUAGCUCAGAGUCAUCCAGAAAUAGGGUUGGUGACAACCCCUGUCAGUCCCACUCCAACUACCCCAGUAACACCACUUGGGACCACACCACCUUCCUCUGAUGUUAUAAGUUCUGUGGAACUCCCACUGGAUGCAGAUGUACAGACCAGUAAUCUACUGAUAACCUUCUUAAAGUAUAGCUCAAUUGUCAUGCAGGACACUAAAGAUGAACACAGGCUUCACAGUGGCAAGCUCUGUCUGAUUAUCCUUACAUGUAUUGCAGAGGAUCAGUAUGCCAAUGCAUUUUUACAUGAUGACAACAUGAAUUUUCGAGUAAACUUACAUAGAAUGCCUAUGAGACACAGGAAGAAGGCAGCAGACAAGAACCUUCCCUGCCGUCCUUUAGUGUGUGCAGUACUGGACCUGAUGGUAGAGUUUAUUGUAACACACAUGAUGAAAGAGUUUCCUAUGGAUCUCUAUGUACGCUGUAUUCAGGUAGUACAUAAACUGCUUUGUUACCAGAAGAAGUGUAGAGUUCGCCUGCAUUACACCUGGCGGGAGCUCUGGUCAGCCUUGAUAAAUUUGCUGAAGUUCCUUAUGUCAAAUGAAACUGUACUUUUGGCCAAACACAACAUUUUUACAUUAGCCCUUAUGAUUGUGAAUCUCUUUAAUAUGUUUAUCACAUAUGGAGACACAUUCCUGCCAACUCCCAGCAGCUAUGAUGAACUUUACUAUGAGAUUAUCCGCAUGCACCAGAGCUUUGACAACCUCUACUCUAUGGUUCUUAGGCUUUCUACCAAUGCAGGCCAGUGGAAGGAGGCAGCUAGCAAGGUGACCCACGCCUUGGUUAAUAUCAGAGCCAUCAUCAACCACUUUAAUCCCAAAAUUGAGUCCUAUGCUGCUGUGAAUCAUAUAUCUCAACUGUCAGAGGAGCAGGUGCUAGAGGUAGUACGAGCCAACUAUGAUACACUCACACUGAAGCUGCAGGACGGCCUGGACCAGUAUGAGCGCUACUCUGAGCAGCACAAGGAAGCUGCUUUCUUCAAAGAGCUGGUUCGAUCCAUUAGCACCAAUGUCCGGAGGAACCUUGCCUUCCACACACUCAGCCAAGAGGUCCUGCUAAAAGAGUUCUCCACCAUCUCCUGAGACCACACUCACCUGAGCCACUGACAGCCCUUACCUAUGAGGCUCCUGGACUGGAAGGGGCAUGGGGGCUACCUCUGUGGUUGGAGACAGCACAGAUACCCAGUCUCUUGGUGAAGGCUCCACUUCAGUGGAGCUUGGACAACAGGAGCAAGCCAAGGAUGAUUUUAUUUGGGGAGAAAUGGGUGGGCAAAGGGAGAGGUGUCCAAGAAUGUGAGACUUCCAGGCUAGGCACCCUGGAUACCUCACAUUUCCACUUGAGAUUACAAGUUUUGGCUUCUGACUUAAUUUUCAGGAGCUGGCAGGGCAAGCCUCAGGUUUUGCCAACACCUUGAAGGCCAAUGGCUUUUCUCGGCCUCUGAAAACAGAUGAACUCUCAUAUAUAGCUGAGCCACAUCUUGCAUCCUCUGGACCUAGGGCUGAGCUAGGCUUGAAAUCUGUGUCCCCUGUGCCCUCCCUCCCCCCCCACACACAUAUGCUCUCUAUCCUGUCAUUAGCACCCUUAGCCUAGGGUAGGGUUGGAAUGGGGCACCUUUUUUUUUCUGUUUUCUAAACUUAAAGUUGACUCCUCCAAGAAGUUGGAAAUUGGAGUCUGUCUGGUGCUCUUGCUGUCCAUCACUUUGUGGAUUUUCUUUUUGGCACCAAGACUGUCACUCUUUGCUUAUCAGCACAACAGGCUCACAACUUAGCCUUUCAUUUUUAGUUUGUUUUAAGCUGUCUUAAGGUAUAGGUGAAAUAAACAUUGACAGCUUUUUUCUGGAGCCCUCAAGGUGCCUAUUUUGCUGGUUCCCUUUCCAGCAACCUCCCCACCUUCCAAACCACCUCCUCCACUGGGAGCCUCCACUAAGCCCCCCUCCACUGUUCUACCCUCUUAACCCUGCUUUUGUUUACAUCAGCCUGCCUAAGAAUUUCCUCUGGGGAGAAACGUGUUCCUGCUGUUGUCUGGUGCCUGGAGAGAAAAAAACCUGCUGGGGGGCAGGGUCUCCUCUAUCUGAAAGAAGCCAAAUGAGUACCAUACAAAGGGCCUCUAUCUUGUCCUACCCAUAUUCUGGGUAGGGCCUCAGGCAAAUCUGACUUUGGGAAGUUGGUCUGCCGUUUUCCCUUUGGAUAGCUUCCAUGGGACCACUAUAGCUUUUCCUUCCCCAUAGCUACCCCCAAAUAGCUGCUGCUCUAAGAUCCUCCCUUUCUAAAGCACUCUCUAAAGCCCCUUGGAUGGCAGGAUGGCAGGGAGAAAGCAGCCCAGAAAAAAUCUGAGCAAGUCUAACAGUGAGAGUAGGUCUAGGAUCUCUCAAGUUGGUAUCCAUUUAGCCUGAAUCUCUUUUAUAUACUUGCCCUCCCUUGGAACCAGACUUCUGGUUGAGCAGAAAUAAACUAGUUUUAGAGAACCCACCAACAGACUGCCAUGAAUUGAUGUAGAUUCUUAGGCAAUCACAUAGGCAGGGUCAUCUCUGAUCACUGAUCACUAGAUGGAUAGCUUAGCCUAAGGAAUUUAAAUGUGUUUUCCUCCGUGAUAAAGUCAAGAGCAGUUGGAUUUGGAACUUGAGGCAAAUCAAAAUGAUUAAAAAAUUGAUUUGUGUGAAAGUC